Molecule: messenger RNA, 1073 nt
Organism: Mercurialis annua (annual mercury)
Lineage: Eukaryota; Viridiplantae; Streptophyta; Magnoliopsida; Malpighiales; Euphorbiaceae
Exons: 4
Coding region: 201-929 (242 amino acids)
Source: RefSeq, a predicted model, not a curated record
ACAAAACCAAUUGAAAGAUCGUUUCUUUUUUGUUUUUGCUUCUCUGGGUAACGGCAAAAUUGCUAAAAUUUGUGCUUAUUUUGAAAAAGAUUGAAUCCUUAGGGUUAGGGUUAGGGUUUUCGAUUUCUCUAUUGGGAACUUAAUCUGCAUCGAUUGCUUUACUUUUCGAUCUUGUUGUUUAAUUCAUCAAUUGGGCUUUAAUGAUGGAUCUAGAGACGGAAAAUAGAAUAGCUACAAUUCUUCUAAGAGAAGCUGCAGAAUUACGACGUCAAGCCGAGAAGGAAGGUGUUCAUGUUUAUCUUCAAAAACCUACAGUAAGGGGACGACCAAAUUCACGGUUCCUUACUGCUACUGUUCGUGGGGUGCAGCAAGCAAAUCGAGCAGUAGAAGUUGAUGAGAUGUGGCGGGCCCGGCAGAAAGAGCUCGAGUUAGAUGAUAGACAAAAAGGACCAAGACAUGAGAAUACACAUCUCCCUAGAAGCACAAGUAAAAGACAUGCUGAAAAUGGUUGCAGCAGUAGUAUUUCUUGCUCGUCAAGCGUUAAAGCAUCCGGGAACUUAUAUUCCAGAGAUGAUGAAGGCUUAAAAGAUGACGAAGUCGAGAAUUUUUUGCAUUCAAGGGUGAAGCGUGGACGAGGUGCAGUAGGUUCUAGGAUGGAUGAAACAGGUCCUUAUCUCCCUUCUUCCCUGGAAUCCAUGGAAAAACGAUCCACUUUGGACUUACGAAAGCAUCAUGUCAUUCUGGGUCCGGAUAAGCUCUCUUCAUCGAACUUUUACGGAUCUUCUGAAGAGGAGCUCGACAACGAUAGACGAAAGAAGGCAAAGAAAGUUCGCUCGGGGAGUUCCGAUAAGCACUCUAAGAAGCACAAAACGAAGGAAAGAUCUCGGGACAAGAAAAAGAAUAGGAAGGAGAAAAGAAGCAAGCACUAGUUUAGUUUCUGUGUGCUCUUGUUGUCUGAAAGGUAAUUCACAAAUUGGUUGAGGUGAAUUUGUACAAUUAUGGUUGUUCUGUAUAGAGAUGAAAUAACUAAUUUAAAGCAUUUUAAGUGCAGUGAAAAAUUACUAGUUAAAGCA